This is a messenger RNA of Quercus robur (English oak), 787 nucleotides long. RefSeq lists its product as uncharacterized. NCBI's taxonomy places the organism in Eukaryota, Viridiplantae, Streptophyta, Magnoliopsida, Fagales, Fagaceae. The transcript has 2 exons. Bases 121 to 492 code for a protein of 123 amino acids. Gene Ontology annotation, cellular component: nucleolus. The record is from RefSeq and is a predicted model, not a curated record.
AAACUGUACUGGGAUAUAUUUAAAAAAAAAAAAAAAAAUCUCUCAUUGCCUCUGCGCCCAUCGCUCACGUUCCUCAGUCUUAACUCAGACUCUCUCACUGCGACGGUUGUCAGUUGUAAAAUGUCGGAUCCAUAUGAGAAAGCGAAAGGGGGGAGAUUGACCUUCAAAGGGGGAAGUCUCGCCACUCGCAGCAAAUCCAUCGAUAAGAAGAAGCAAAAGAAAAAGAAGAACAAGGAUAAGAACCCCACGAAUGAUGAACCUAUUUUAGACGUGGAAGCGGGGAUUCAGGGCGAUGAUGCUACAGGUGGUGAUGAAUCUGGACAAACAGGAGGAGUAGAAUACACGAUCGAUGCAGCCAAGCGCAUGAAGUAUGAGCAGCUCUUCCCAGUUGAGGCCAAGAAGUUCAGUUAUGAUCCAAAGGCGAAAACCAAGUCUAUCGAAGAUGCUCUUGAUGACCGUGUCAAGAAGAAGGCUGAUCGUUACUGUAAAUAAAAUCAAUAAAUAUAAGAUGGAGUAACGAUUUCUUUCUUUGGGGAUGAGGCAUAAUGGGAUGGCUGGGCUUGUAGAGAAAUCUAGUUUGGAAAUUUUGGUUCCAGAAUUUGUUAGCAAUGUACUAUGCUCUGUAGUUGACUCAAAGAAAGAAGAAACCGACACUUUUCUAGUAAGCCCUUUUUAUUCUGUAAUCAUUGUAAACCCUUUUAAAGAGCUAUUGUUUGAGGCCAAAAGAAAAGGUCCAUCUCCUUCUCUAAUGAUUCCCACUUCAAUUACAUUACUCUCACUUUCCUCA